This is a messenger RNA of Trichoderma harzianum CBS 226.95, 372 nucleotides long. RefSeq lists its product as hypothetical. Bases 1 to 372 code for a protein of 123 amino acids. Lineage: Eukaryota; Fungi; Ascomycota; Sordariomycetes; Hypocreales; Hypocreaceae. The record is from RefSeq and is a predicted model, not a curated record. The transcript is spliced from 5 exons. Gene Ontology annotation, molecular function: carbon-sulfur lyase activity.
AUGGCAUCAGUAACAGGAAGCUGUAACUGCGGCUCCAUCACAGUCUCAUUGACUGCACCUCCUUCAAAGACGGUUGCUUGUCACUGCCUCAACUGUCGCCGUGCCGGUGGGCCAUAUUCCAUCAACUAUGUCGUCGACGAGAGCGAGGUAAAGGUGGACGAUGCGCGGGGCACACUGAACGAGUAUGAAGACUACAAGACUGCCUCGGGCAACUUGGGAAGAAGGAAUUUCUGCAAGGCUUGUGGAAGUCCGAUUUACACGAUCGAUAUCACCAUGCCCGGAAAAUUGCUCAUCAAAGCGUCACUCUUUGAUGAUAUUGUCGAAGAUAGAAUGGAUGUGUUUUUGGAUCGCAAGAUCCGGUGGUCUAGUUGA